Messenger RNA from Caenorhabditis briggsae, 2121 nucleotides. It is a transcript of the gene Cbr-osm-3, whose product is annotated as Protein CBR-OSM-3. NCBI's taxonomy places the organism in Eukaryota, Metazoa, Nematoda, Chromadorea, Rhabditida, Rhabditidae. The transcript is spliced from 9 exons. Gene Ontology annotation, molecular function: ATP binding; microtubule motor activity; microtubule binding. The record is from RefSeq and is a predicted model, not a curated record. The coding region runs from base 1 to 2121 and encodes 706 amino acids. Gene Ontology annotation, biological process: microtubule-based movement.
AUGGCAGAAAGCGUUCGUGUAGCUGUCAGAUGUCGACCGUUCAAUCAGAGAGAAAAGGAUUUGAAUACUCAGCUAUGCGUUGGCAUCACCCCAAAUAUGGGUCAGGUGAACCUGAUCGCCCCGGACGGUGUCAGCAAAGACUUCACAUUCGAUGGAUCCUACUUUAUGGAUUCCACAGGAGAGCAGAUUUAUAAUGAUAUCGUGUUUCCGUUGGUUGAGAACGUGAUCGAAGGGUACAAUGGUACGGUAUUUGCCUACGGACAAACCGGUUCUGGAAAGACGUUUUCCAUGCAAGGAGUCGAGAGUAUUCCAGCUCAACGAGGUGUCAUUCCCCGCGCUUUUGAUCAUAUUUUCACUGCAACAGCGACCACUGAAAAUGUGAAGUUUUUGGUGCAUUGCAGUUAUCUGGAGAUCUACAACGAAGAGGUUCGAGAUUUGCUUGGCGCUGACAACAAACAAAAGCUGGAAAUCAAGGAGCAACCGGAUCGAGGUGUCUAUGUCGCUGGGCUCUCUAUGCAUGUUUGUCACGAUGUUCCGGCUUGUAAGGAGUUAAUGACAAGGGGGUUUAAUAACAGACAUGUCGGAGCAACCUUGAUGAAUAAGGAUUCCUCGCGAAGUCACUCCAUCUUCACUGUCUAUGUGGAAGGAAUGACAGAGACCGGAUCCAUCAGGAUGGGAAAAUUGAAUCUUGUCGAUUUGGCUGGAAGUGAACGUCAGAGUAAAACUGGAGCCACUGGAGAUCGUCUCAAAGAAGCUACAAAAAUUAACUUAUCGCUCUCGGCACUAGGAAAUGUCAUAUCCGCUCUGGUGGAUGGAAAAUCAAAGCAUAUUCCGUACAGAGACAGUAAGCUGACUAGGCUACUACAGGAUUCCCUUGGAGGUAACACCAAAACAAUCAUGAUCGCCUGUGUGUCCCCAUCUAGUGACAACUAUGAUGAGACACUUUCCACGUUGAGGUAUGCGAAUCGUGCAAAGAACAUUAAGAAUAAGCCAACUAUCAACGAGGAUCCAAAAGACGCUUUACUUCGAGAGUACCAAGAAGAAAUCGCACGACUCAAGGCGAUGGUUCAACCAGGUACCGCUGGUCCUGUAGUUCCUGACGCCUUCUCGAUUGAAGAGGAACGGAAGAAACUUCGAGAAGAAUUCGAGCAAGCUAUGAAUGAUCUACGUGGAGAGUAUGAGCGCGAGCAGACGAGUAAAGCAGAGUUGCAGAAGGAUUUAGAAGAUCUCAAGUUGGAGUACGAGCGGGCGAAUGCAAAUCUGGACAAUUUGAAUCCAGAAGAAGCGGCAAAGAAGAUCCAACAGCUUCAGGAUCAGUUUAUUGGAGGGGAAGAGGCUGGAAACACGCAGCUGAAGCAGAAACGAAUGAAACAGUUGAUGGAGGCGGAGACAAAGACACAGAAGUUGGCAGCGGCAUUGAAUGUGCACAAGGAUGAUCCAUUGUUACAAGUGUACAGUACGACACAAGAGAAAUUGGAUGCAGUCACUGCGCAGUUGGAGAAGGAAGUCAAAAAGUCCAAAGGCUACGAAAGAGAAAUCGAAGAUCUCCACGGUGAAUUCGAACUGGACCGGUUGGAUUACCUAGACACAAUCAGAAAACAAGACCAACAACUGAAACUUUUAAUGCAAAUAAUGGAUAAAAUCCAACCAAUCAUUAAGAAAGACACAAACUACAGUAAUAUAGAUCGAAUUAAGAAGGAAGCGAUUUGGAAUGAAGAUGAGAGUCGAUGGAUUCUCCCGGAGAUGUCAAUGAAUCGAACUAUACUUCCGUUGGCCAAUAAUGGAUAUGUGCACGAACCUGUCAAACAGGAACACCAGCUUUUGAGAUCAAACUUUGACGAUAAAUUGCGAGAGAGACUGGCGAAGAGUGAUUCUGAGAAUCUGGCGAAUAGCUACUUCAAGCCUGUCAAACAGAGUAAUGUGAUUAAUAAAUACAAAAGUGAUCAGAAACUCGAUUCAAAAUUCAUUUCAGUAUCCACCUCCAAAUCAUUAUUCCCCUCAAAAACUCCAACAUUUGAUGGGCUCGCGAACGGAGUGAUCUACUCGGAUGCUCUGUAUGAACGAGCUCAGUCGGCAAAACGACCGGCUCGUCUGGCAACGCUGAAUCUGUACCCUAAAUAA